Molecule: messenger RNA, 957 nt
Organism: Octopus bimaculoides (California two-spot octopus)
Lineage: Eukaryota; Metazoa; Mollusca; Cephalopoda; Octopoda; Octopodidae
Source: RefSeq, a predicted model, not a curated record
ACACCAACAACAUCAACACCAACAACAACAUCACCAGCAACCACACCAACAACAUCAACACCAACAACAUCACCAGCAACCACACCAACAACAUCAACACCAACAACAACAUCACCAGCAACCACACCAACAACAUCAACACCAACGCCCUCGUCACCAUUAUCAUCGACGUUACCAAGUACGAAAGAAACCUUGCUGUCCACAAUUCUGUUUUCAACGCAAGCUUCUACCACGACGACGACAACAACGACAAGAACAACUACAACAUCGACCCCUGCACCAACUACAACUGUGGCCCCACCAAAUAUACCGAACUUCGAGUGUCCGUUUGCUUAUACGGCAGUGAUGAAAUAUUACACGGAGGGUUACCUCGCAUUUAGCAACAACCAGGCAUUUAAAUUAGACCAGUUGGGGUCACUCAAAUCAGGGCCUCUUAAUAUACGGGACCUAUUUGAUAAUACCCCACCUUAUGUAUCCGCGGCGGCGUUUGAUUCAAGUACAAAUUCGAGCUACCUCUUUGCUAACGGAUCAGUAUGGAAGUAUGUGAACAACAUUCUUGAAACAGGAUAUCCGAAGGUUAUUAAUAUAUACGUGAUUGGCGCCGUUGUUAGUAACAAUAAACUCGUCCUUUCCAGUCUAUACUACAUAACGGAACUCGACAAAACCAAUUUGGAUACUGUACUGAGUCACCAGUACAGACUGCUCCGGUUUCCACUCGUACAGUUUUAUUUCAGUGACUCAAUACUCUCCCGGAACAAUGAGCUGGUUUACAUUGACUGGAAUGGGUAUACAGUAUGUAAACAUGAAGAAGGUGACUGUUAUAAUGUGCUUCGUUGCUAAACAGGCAUACACAAAUAUAUACAUAUAUAUACAUAUAUAUGCAUGUAUAUAUAUAUAUGUGUGUGUAUAUAUAUAUAUAUAUAUAUAUAUAUAUAUACACACACACACACACACACA